Thamnophis sirtalis is the source of this 1001-nucleotide messenger RNA. NCBI's taxonomy places the organism in Eukaryota, Metazoa, Chordata, Lepidosauria, Squamata, Natricidae. The record is from RefSeq and is a predicted model, not a curated record.
GAAAUUUGAAUUUAACCCGAAAGAAGGAAUCGAUAAUCCCGCCUUGUCAUUGGCAGAGGAUUCCGAGCCAGAAGGGGCUUCCCGGAUACGUUUCUGUUUACUAAAGAAAGAAGUCGGUGACAACCUCGGCUUCUCCUUGUGCCAGGAAGCCGGAGGGAUGUGCCCUGUUGUGCGGAAGGUGACACCUGGAGGGCUGGCUUACCGUAAAGGCCUUCGGGAUGGAGACCGAAUCCUUGAGGUCAACGGAGUUAACGUUGAAGGCAUGGGAUAUCUUCGGGUGAUCUGGAAGAUCAAGAGUAGCUCAAAACAGGUCCUACUCACUCUCCUGGAUGGGAACGCCUACGAAGUAGCCAAAGCCCUCAACCAGGAUCUCAACCAACUCUUGUCCAGAUACGGCAGGCCACGCCUGUGCUGCCUUCCCAAGGGCUCCAGCGGUUUGGGGUUCAGCGUGUCAGCUCCAGAAGGUGUGACCGGCGUAUUCCAGCUCUCCGUGCUGCAGGAUGGGCCGGCUCAAAAAGCAGGGGUGCCUCACGGUUCCUGGCUGGUGGAACUCAAUGGCGUCAGUGUUAAGAACUGGACGACUGCACAACUCAACCAAAAGCUCAGACAGAGCAGCAGUCCCAUGGGGCUCCUGGUGAUCGACAGCCGGUCGGAAGAGGCGUACCGACAAUGCGGUGUUAAGGUUACAGCGGCCCUGGCCGACGCCUCUUGGGUUCCCUUCCAAGUGACGAAGCUUCAGAUGACGCGAGGAGAAGACGGAUAUGGGUUCUUGAUGAAAGAAGAAAAAUCUAGCUCGGGGAAGAGGGGUUGGAGUAUCUCCUUUAGCCUUCUACGAUGGUGAAGACUUCCCAUCAAGCUUUCUGAUCACCCGUGGUUCUACUUCUCCAGGCAUCUUUCAGGAACAAAGGUGGCCCCCUUUGAGACCGUGUCACUGUCAACUCUCGAGCAAUACAGCGCCACCGGGCCAACCUGACCCUACCCCAUGGACCUUCACCAGAGAG